GUAUGGAUUUCAGGGUUUUUUGACAUCAAAAUAAACAUUUACAUUUUCCAUGAACUUUUUGAAGUAUCCUGGUAUUUAAAAGCAUAGGAAGUUGACAAAAAAUGAUGGUAUUUUUAAUUGGUGUUAACGCUUGGAAUUCUUCAAGCCAAGAAAGGUAGUUUAACAGUUUUUAAAAGAUAUUGAAGUAGAUCAGCUUUAGUUUUACACUCAAACUUGGGAGUUUGGAAGGGAUAAUAGAAUGACUUGUGUAUUCCCAUAUGUUGGAACAUUAACCCAUCAGAUAUGUUUGAAUUAGUUUGCUUGCUAAAAUUUCCUUGUGAAGAGCUACCAUUACAGCUUGCCUUUUUUUUUUUUUGGUCCUGGAGUACAAAUCUUAAUGUUGAAUUAUAAUCUUACAUUGAAAAUAGCAAAAAAAAGAUGAAAAGCACAAUACUAUGAUCUGCCCACCCUGAACUGAUGAAUUUGACUUUACAGAAUUCUUGAUUUUUUUUUCCCCUAGUGAACAAAUAUUUGAUGUUAGAUCCUUUUUACUUUUUCUCUUCUGUUCCCAAAUCCUCUUUGCAGGAAAUGACUUGUUAGGUUGAUGCUGUUUUUAGGGAGGGGAGGGAAGAACUUAAGAACAUAGUGGAGAGCUUCAAGCUUGACAGCAUUUUUCAAAACUGAUAAAGGACCUCUCUUUACAGGAAAAUUUUAUAUUUUAACAGUCCUUGUUCCCUUUUAAGACUCAGAAUCGUGUGUUCUUUAAGGUUCAUUUCAUGUUUGUGGUAUAACAUGGUUUUAUCAAAUUCAAUAACUAGCAAAUGCUUACUGUGAGGCAAAUCAAGUAGUAAAAGUAAUUCUCCUGGUCCAUUGAGGUACAGGUACUUCCUGCUGUGACCCAUUUGAGUAGGCUCAGAGAUUAGGUCAGUGAGAGGCAACGCAGGGAGGUUUCAAACCCAGGCUUGUCUUUGGAAAGUUCAUACCAGUUAUUUGUGUGUAUAAGAAAAAUUAACUAUAAAUGCCAGUUACAAAUUUGUGUUCCCAUUUUGGCUCUCUUCAUCUCUAGCACCUAGAAUUUUUGCAUUGAUAAAGGUGCUGAAAGGGCCUCACGUUAGAGGUAUUUAAGCAUUUUGGAGAAUUUCUAUAUGGCUUAUAUUAAAUGCAUGAACCCUAGGAAAAGGAAAUUUUACACUUUGCAGAUGAUAACUUGAUAGUUGGACUGAAAAUUAGAUCCUGUGACAUUUAAGCAUUCAUGAAUGCUGUUGCUAUGAAAUAUGAUCCUGAACCCUAAAGGAAUCAAGUGAACAAACUGUUUUGUUUACAGGGGAGGAGGUGGUGAGGGAAAGGUUUGAAAUAUUCAGGUGAGUAGGAUUCCUACAGCUGCAUAGUGCCAUUUGUAAGGUUCUGGUAAGUUCCCGCAGCUGAAGGACUUCUGCAUUAGUCUCUUGGGAUUUCAAAAGGAACAAUGGUUGGUUGCCUGGUGGAAGGAAAGUGGGUGGGCAGUUUCAUUUUGGGGGGUGGGUAGAGGGACUGUACCUUUAAAUACCUCCUGAAUGUGAAUGUUACCUUUUUCUUGAAAUUUGUAAGUCUAUUUGAUUAAGAAGUUAAUGCAGUGAGUAAAUUGAUUAUUUGCCAUCUCCACUGGCCUCUAGAUAGGUAGUUUCAAAACCACAUUCAUCCUGCAUGGCCACUUAGUCUGAAUUUUAAAGCCCAAAAUAAUAAACUCACUUAAAAACUGGUUUUUGGUGUUUUAGGUAGAAUUGUCCAUGAGUAGACAGUAGUAUCCUAUGCAGCUUCUGAACAGUUUGCAUUCUAAAGAAUUCAUACAAAUAUUCGGGUGAACAUUGAAAUCUGAAAGGUGUGACUAAGAUGAGUAGAACAGAAGUUGGUGUUACAACAACAAAUAAUGUGAAUGUUAUGGUGAGGGAGUUAUGUGAGUUCUUUGAAAAACAGGCAGCACAUAAGAUAAGGUUUUCAGGAAUUUGUGCCUUUUGGUAGGAGGGGUCAGAUUUCCCCGUCCUUUCCCAGCUGGCAAAUAGAAGAUGGUGUACCACUGUGUUGUGGCAUUGUUGUUGGAGUCACCUAAUCCUGUUACAUUUCUUGUCUGAGCCUCUGAGCGGAGUCUCUUCAGUACUUUCUGGCAAGAUUAAGUUUUGAUUGACUGCUUUAUGUGCUUGUUUAUUUUUAUAGCAUUUAAAUCAAACGUAUUGAGAUGGAUUGGGUUAUGAAACAUAAUGGUCCAAAUGACGCUAGUGAUGGGACAGUACGACUUCGCGGACUACCAUUUGGUUGCAGCAAAGAGGAAAUAGUUCAGUUCUUUCAAGGGUUGGAAAUCGUGCCAAAUGGGAUAACAUUGACGAUGGACUACCAGGGGAGAAGCACAGGGGAGGCCUUCGUGCAGUUUGCUUCAAAGGAGAUAGCAGAAAAUGCUCUGGGGAAACACAAGGAAAGAAUAGGGCACAGGUAUAUUGAGAUCUUCAGAAGUAGCAGGAGUGAAAUCAAAGGAUUUUAUGAUCCACCAAGAAGAUUGCUGGGACAGCGACCAGGACCAUAUGAUAGACCAAUAGGAGGAAGAGGGGGUUAUUAUGGAGCUGGGCGUGGAAGCUAUGGAGGUUUUGAUGACUAUGGUGGCUAUAAUAAUUAUGGCUAUGGAAAUGAUGGCUUUGAUGACAGAAUGAGAGAUGGACGAGGUAUGGGAGGACAUGGCUAUGGUGGAGCUGGUGAUGCAAGUUCAGGUUUUCAUGGUGGUCAUUUUGUACAUAUGAGAGGAUUACCUUUCCGUGCAACUGAAAAUGACAUUGCUAAUUUCUUCUCACCACUAAAUCCAAUAAGAGUUCAUAUUGAUAUCGGAGCUGAUGGCAGAGCAACAGGAGAAGCAGAUGUGGAGUUUGUCACCCAUGAAGAUGCAGUAGCUGCCAUGUCUAAAGAUAAGAAUAAUAUGCAGCAUCGAUACAUUGAACUCUUCUUGAAUUCCACUCCUGGAGGUGGCUCUGGCAUGGGAGGCUCUGGAAUGGGAGGCUACGGCAGAGAUGGAAUGGAUAAUCAGGGAGGAUAUGGAUCUGUUGGAAGAAUGGGAAUGGGGAACAAUUACAGUGGAGGCUAUGGUACGCCUGAUGGCUUAGGAGGUUAUGGCCGUGGUGGUGGAGGCAGUGGCGGCUACUAUGGGCAAGGUGGCAUGAGCGGAGGUGGAUGGCGUGGGAUGUACUGAAAAUAUCACCAUCAUACACAAGGAAAAGUCCUAACAACAGCAUCUGGUCUACUAGACUUUCUUACAAAUUUCUUUUGUAUUUUAAGAACUUUAUAAUGACUGAAGGAAUGUGUUUUCAAAAUAUUAUUUGGUAAAGCAACAGAUUGUGAUGGGAAAAUCUGUUUUCUGUAGGUUUUAUUUGUUGCAUACUUUGACUUAAGAAAUAAAUUUUUAUAUUCAAACCACUGAUGUUGAUACUUUUUAUAUACUAGUUACUCCUAAGGAUGUGCUACCUUCAUAAGAUUUGGGUUGAUGUAUUUUACUAUUAGCUAUACAAGUAGUAAGUAGUAUUAGUGUAAUACUAGAGGAUCAUGGUUCACCCCUGCAUAAACUGCAAGUCUUAAUAAACAGACAUCUGGAAUAGAGCUUAAAGAAUAAUUAGUGUAACUUUAAUUUCUCCUGGACAACACUGUAUAUAUAAAGACUAAAGAGGAGUUUAAGUGGCAUCAAAAGUAUAAAAUCAGCUAAUUCUAUAUUCUUUUUAUCAAAUGUCAUUUAUCAAACAUAGCUCUGAAAUGUUGAUUCCCUUAGAGGUAUCUGGGUUUCUGAACACUCAAAAUCGUGUUACCGGAGGAUGGGAGCAUUAGAAGUGAGGUCCUAGCCCUACCUGUUGAGAUACAAAUCCCCUCAGCACUUGACUGAAUUACAAGAAAUGCUUCUAAAACCUGAUGAUUGUUAAUUCAAAUUGCUUUAGAAAGCUAAGAUUGUUGAGAAUUCCACAUAAUUGUCAGAUGUAUUUUCAGUCUGCUGCCCAAAUCUUUAAAUAAUUGUAUAAAUGACUACGUUAAGCAAAUGUAAGGGAAGUCCAUGUCAUAGUCAAGUAAAAGAACCCUGCAGUUGGCUUUGCAUCUGAUACCUGCUCGUCUUAGUUUAUUAUGUAGCAAGGAAAAGGUGCUUUUUAAUUUUAAUCUCCUUGGUCAAUAUACCUUUUUUUCCAAAUUGGCUAAUGGAUCAAAAUGAAAUUGUCAAUGUGAAUAUUCAGUUAUUGAACUUGUUACUUGUUUUUGCUAGAAAUGUUAAUGUAAUAAAUGUCAAUGUGGGAGAUAAUAUGGUG
Molecule: messenger RNA, 4280 nt
Organism: Ochotona princeps (American pika)
Lineage: Eukaryota; Metazoa; Chordata; Mammalia; Lagomorpha; Ochotonidae
Gene: HNRNPH3
Product: heterogeneous nuclear ribonucleoprotein H3
Exons: 9
Coding region: 2192-3187 (331 amino acids)
Biological process (GO): regulation of RNA splicing
Cellular component (GO): ribonucleoprotein complex; nucleoplasm
Molecular function (GO): RNA binding
Source: RefSeq, a predicted model, not a curated record